GGGAGACCCCGACGUCAUCGAAGGCUUCUGAUUGGUCUUAAAGAACCCCGAAAAGAGUUUACAUGAUGCAUUCACUGUUGAAAAUGGCGAACUGUACUGUGGAAAAAUUAGUUUACAAUACAUAUGCGGCGGAGGAGAGAUCUUUAUUGGAUCGUUAUAUUCAUGGUUACCAACUAAUUUGGAGAAAAUAAAUAAAAUAAUAAUAGGAGUCACGUAUCUCAUACAGCAGCCUCUCAGCCUGGAAAUUUACACAGCACCGGCCUCUUGCUGAGAACCAUUACUCUCCGAAGUCCCCUGCGUGCCUGCGAUGGAACUGACAAAAUCCUGAUACUUGAAUACAUCUCCUCGCUUCGCAGCCAGUUGGGCAUUCAUAUUACGGUUGAAUGCUCGACGUCCUGUGAAUCCUUGCACAACCAUGUCCACUUCGGCAGCUGUGAGUGGUCGUUCUCCAGCCUCUGGGGGAGUAUUAAGUAACGCUUCCCUCAACUCGGCCCAAUCAAUCUGGCCACUAUCAUCAUCAUCGAAUGCAGAGAAUGCAGACAAGAGCUCGUUGCUUGGAGACAACGCAGCCAGUGCUUCCGCUAGAGAGUUGAGAAAAGCUGCCAGAGCAAUUGUUUGAGGUUUGGAGGGCGGGAAGAACUGGGCAACAUCGGAUGGUCCUGCGGGCAAUCCUAAAUAUAGAGUUAACACUAUUGCGAUGGGAAAUAUGGUUUAAGCGGCCAUCACCCACCUAGCUGUUGCAGCAUAUCGCCAACAUCGUCUCUGUUCACGACUCCAUCGCAGUCACGGUCGAGGAUCUGAAAACUAUCACGUAGAGUCCGAACCUGUCCGGCCUGGAGCUGUGACAGGGCAUUGCCGUUGAGCAUGCCCUGUGUUGAUCGGGUUCUCGAAUGCAUUUGUCUUUGUGGCGAAACGAAUACGUCGUCAGAUGAUUGAGGGCCUUUUGGGGUCCAGCUCGAUUGCGCGCUACCGGCUGUUCCCGGUCUGUGUGUUCUCAAGUUGUUUGUUCCAGGCGUAUUCUUCGAUGGCGAUGCAGUUGGAGUGCUAAUUCGAAGAGGCGAGGGCGACACGGGCGACUCUGGACGUCGGAAUGGCGAGUUUCUGGUUGGUGAUGACCCAUAAAGGUGCGGAGGUUUGUAGGAAGCAGAGAUGGACUAGUCAAGAGUGAAGAUGCGUCAGUAACUGCAACGCAUUAAUGCAAAAGGAUUCGUCUGCACGCUCAUACCAUUGUGACGGCCGGCGCUACGCGCAAGGGAGAGACAAUGCGUCUGGUUGGCCAAGAGACAGUGCGUGGUGGGGACGUGAACAAUGGCGUCUGGGUAAAAAGAAAACGAAGCAAGAGGGUGCAGUAGGUGAAAGACUGCUACAGUAAGUCGACGAAUAUGCUACCCUUUGAAAAGAAUUUCCUCAAGCGAUAUUUGCAGUAAAUAGAGUUGACAAAAGUCGCACGUCGUCGACGUGGUAGCCAAGCAGGGUCCUAGUGUGUCCAAAGUAAACAAAGCCCUGCUGCCACCCUGACAACCACGCCACACUUGGGACUCCCCAAACCCAAAUGGAGGGGCAGCCCCAGGUGUGGCUUGUGAGUAGCGCCACAGCGCACGAGUCGCUCAUGGGUAGCGCUCAAAAUGGCUAGAUGCAGGGGCUACAGGGGUAUCCCCCAAAUUCCCUAGCGCCCAAAAUUAGUGCUGGUGCCAUUGCUCUGGGCAUCUUUUACUGGCCACCGCUAGCGCCGCUUCCUAUCCAGGAGGGGGUAGGCGGCGGGGGCGUUGGAACCAUGGAGCAUAGGUUUCCCCUUUCUGCCAGUCUGCCAAAACCACCCCCCACCGCCUAGAGUGCUGGCAACUCAAACUACGUUAACCACUGCCCCCCUCUGGCGUACCGCUUCUUCCAAAGACGAGCAUUUAUCCUAGUCUUGUUCUCGUAGCCGAGGAGCCUCUGUUCGAUUCUUUGCAGAGUCGGCGAAUAAAGACCCGACUGUCAAUUGCGGGGAAUCUAACCAGCUCCCUGCGACUCCUCCUCACCGUCUCAAAAUCGUCUGAAACAUCCGCCUUGCAGCCAAUCCCGUCCAACUUCUCGAAGCUCUUUCUACAAUUUCGAUAUCGAUAUGACUCUGCGCAACUGAGAGAAUUGCAGCUCGAUUCUGCCUACCCGAAUUCGCCUCCCAAAAUCCGCCUUAACAUAGCCAAUUGGGCUCUCGUUCUAUUACUUAUCACAAACGCCACGACUCCGUUGCAAUGGCGGCCGCAUUGCCCACCACGUCACGGUCUCAGGUGCUCCCUAGUCACUCAAAUGGGCCCUCUGCUCCAGCACCCCGCAAGCCUUCACUUUCUUCCUUCCCAAUAUCACCAUCUGCGUCGCAAAUGUCCCUGGCGUCCCGGCCGUCGAGAUCGCCGCAGCUCGCCAUCAUGACGGACUCGGAUCGCAUUUCCGAUCCCAGCUCCCACUCCAAAGCGCCAUCUAUAGAGCAGCCAUCCUCACAACAUUCUUCCAUCUCGGGCCCCAGGCGCGUCCAUGCCGAUGCUCGUAACUAUCGCAAACUUCGAUCGCAAUAUCCCCGAGGCUCGACUGAGAACCAUGUCGAAUAUAUCCUUGUUGCCUCUUUUGAUAUCGACAGGGGUCCGGUUAUGGAACACCAGUAUCCUGUUGCGAUUACUGGCGACGAGAACAUGCUGGCGGAACUGAUGCUGCCUGACCAAGCCCACGCACGCAACCAGGAUUGGACCAUGUUCUUCUUGCACAAGGAUCUAAGCGAGGAAGAAGAAGAUCAAGAGCAAGCCGAAAGAGAUAUUAGGCGCAAACGACGUCUCCGACGUCAAGAAAAAGCAGCCGGUAUUGUUUCCGAGGGGGUGAACGGCGAUCUCAGCGACGACUACGAUCAAAACUACGACGAUGAUUCGGACAGUGAACCGGAAGGAGGCGAAGGCCCCCCAUUAAUCUAUGUGCUGAAUCUCGUCAACACAAAACAUGAUAAGACUGUAAAAAGAGGUGCCAUUGUCAAAGCGAUGGCUAUCUGCACUCGUCACCCGUUCCUACAUAUCUACAAGCCUCUACUUCUCCUCGCUCUUGAAGAAUACUUCAAAUCCCCAGUCCCCGAGACACUAUCAAUGCUCUACGAUGCCGUCAAUGACAUGGAUCUCUCACUAAUGCCGCGACUGAGCAUUCUAGAACGUCACUUGUUGCUGGCCAGUGACAACAAAGACUUGUUUGUGGAAAAGUUUGAGCGCAUGAUUCAGAUGCGUAUGGCAGAGGAGCGUGGAGAAGCUAUCACAGACACGAUUGAUCGCGAUCAUCGAUCAGCAGAGACUUCAACCAUAUCCCGUCGCGGUACAAAGGCUCAUAUUGAAGGCGGCAACUCAACAUCGACAUAUUCAGUUCCGCGAGACACACACGAGUUCGAGUCCAAAGUUAUGUAUAAGGGCAUCCCAAUCCCCAUCAAAAUCCCAACAGCUGUUAUGCCCGAGACUGUAGGCGACUUUUCGCUCGUCAAGCUUAUUCAGAAGUUUUCGGAACCGCACGCGAAGUCACCACAGCCAUUCACCCUACAUCCUCAUCUGACGACAAAUGGUGUCAACACGCAUCCGAUUAUUGUCCUCGUGAAUGGACUACUCACACAAAAGCGUGUCAUCUUUCUCGGUCAUAACCUCCCGUCGGGUGAAGUUGCGGAGGCGGUGCUGGCGGCUUGCGCGUUGGCUUCAGGCGGCAUCCUAAGAGGCUUUACUCGCCAUGCUUUCCCUUACACUGAUCUUACCAAGAUUGACGAUCUGCUGAAUGUGCCGGGCUUCAUCGCUGGUGUAACUAAUCCCACAUUUGAACUCCAUCCUGAGUGGUGGGAUAUUCUUUGUGAUUUGCCUACUGGCCGCAUAAAGAUUAGCAGCAAGAUUGAGCCAGCGCCUGUGACCGAGGGACUCUCUUAUUUCCAGCAACAAAACCCGUCUCUUGCAACAAUUGCCACGGGAACUGCAAACCAGAACCAGGACCUAACCGGUGAUACUGCCUUCAUGUCAGAUGUUCUCCGCAGCAUUGCUACAAGACACGGAGAGGCAGUCAUGCGUGCAAAGUGGCGCGACUGGGUUCUGAAAUUUACGAGAAUAUCAGCACAGUUUGAAGAAAGCGUAUAUGGAGCAAGCGCAUUAUACAUCGGUGCCGAAGACCGUGAGCUCACUUUGCCUGGAGCAGCGGGCCACGGCUAUGUAUGGGCAGAUGACACGGCCAAACACAAGGAACUUGCUGGAAACGUUACUAGAAUCGAAGGCUGGCGCAAUACGCGCAGCUACUACAGCUUUAUCCAAGAUCUGGCCCAAAUAUACACCGUCCGGCCAUUAAAGGGCUUGGAUCUGGGCCAUAUGCAUGAUCGACUCAGAAUGCAGCGCUUAAGCCCAGCGCAGAGUCGUGAUAUUUACUUGACAUUGGCCAAGUACAUAAACUCGUAUGAUGAGAUAUGUCUGCUGCUGAGCGUCGCCCCGGAAGCACAUGCAGGCCUGUUCUACCUGGCCUUGGGCUUGUUCCACAAAGACAAAGAAGUCCGAUUCAAGACGGCCGACUUGCUGGAACGCAUAGCGGAGCAUGAAGCCGGCCAACACUGGUGGAAGAGCUUGAGCAGAUUCGAAAAGUUGGCGUUUGCGCGCAUCCGCAAAGAAGCAGAGGUAGAAAUGCGCGCAAAACUUGAGAAAGAUGGACUGCUCAGCCCUGUAUUGGAACGACCCAUGGCGUUCCGAUGAAAUAGGGUGGAGGUGUGAAAUAGUUUGGAAUUUGUUUACUUGUGUCGUUCUCUACAGUAUAUACGCGAUAUAUCGGCGCAUGGAAGGAGUAUGGCAUCUGAUGCAUUCGGCGGACAUUUUGUUUUUUGAUAUUGGGAGGCGUUUAGUCCUUGGGAGACGCCGUAUAUAACGAAAUACAUACUACAAAGUUUCCAUGAUGUACAAAAUAUCUCCAAUUAUGAUUCCUCUAGCCAUGAAUUUGUCCUUCUCUGCCAUACUAUUUUCAUAUACGGCUACUAUGUACGUCUAUCUUACAGGCCAAGAGCCUUAGCAGCGUGGUUGACGUGAUCUUCGCCAAAAGUUGAGAUGAAGUAGUACGAGUGGUCGUAUCCCUAAUAUCUUCUAGUUAAUUCAGGUACUCACAAUCACGCUAAAU
Molecule: messenger RNA, 5133 nt
Organism: [Torrubiella] hemipterigena
Lineage: Eukaryota; Fungi; Ascomycota; Sordariomycetes; Hypocreales; Clavicipitaceae
Source: the annotation of a GenBank genome assembly